AUGGCUUUCUUGCUGACCAACAUGGUGGAUCUCUGCCUACUGGAGAAGCUCUCCGAAGAUCUCUUAUGGACGCAGCAGAACAGUGUGUUGCGGUGGAUUUUUAUAAUGUUGGAAGCAGAAGCUGCAUUCAUGUAUGGUGGUGCUUCUGAAAAUGCCAAUUCUUUUGUAAACAGAAUUUGUGAUCUUGAAAACUGUGUCGACGGAGAUACAAUCCUGUUUUCUAUGGUCUAUGUGAAACUCUUUUCAAGCUUGACCAGGGACUUGUUUGCUCUUCAUCAUGCAAUAUUGAAACGAUGCAAAUUGGAACUCUUCAGUGUUACUAUCUUCCAACCAUCUGAGAAAGGACCAAUGCUUCUGAGGAGACUUGCUGGAUCUGAAGAGAUGUUACCUCUCCCAGACGUGACUCGAGAUUGCAGCUCUAAGAUUACCAUGGAAAUCAAGAAUUCAAUCGAAACCUCUUUGUCUAAGAUCAAUUGCUCCAUCCUGUGCCCUGAAGGACCUCACAACGUUGGUUCCUUCAGCGAACCUCAGGCACCAAAUAUGUCAGGACCUGGAAAAAGCAUGUUCCUGGACCAACCUGAGGACGCGGCUGGAGGUCUCAACGACCUUCUGCACUCGUUCAGCGAGCCUCAGACAUCAACAUUCAUAACUCGAAGCAAGAACAAGCUAUCGAUCCAGUCCAAGAAGGGGAAGGCCUCUCCCAGCAUCAGUGAGUGGGAGAAGCUCAUCAUCAUCGACGACCUCGACGACGACUUUGCCAGCCCUGCCCAUCCCAGGCCUGCUGUUGACAAAUCUCCCCGCCCCAAGCCACCGUCUCUAGUGAAGCCACUGGAUGAGAAGACUUCAAGGAUUAUGGAGAGGCUGGAGCCCCCCAGGGCGAAGAAGCAGAGAGCGAACAUCAGCAAGGCCAGCACAGGCGCGGCACUGGCACCUGCCAGUAAACAGAUCAAGAAGCCGUUGCUGCUGCGUGAGCCGAGCGCAAGCCAGCCGCUGCGACCUUCCUUCAACAGGCUUAGGAGAAAGCUCCCUACCUGA
Messenger RNA from Miscanthus lutarioriparius, 1035 nucleotides. NCBI's taxonomy places the organism in Eukaryota, Viridiplantae, Streptophyta, Magnoliopsida, Poales, Poaceae. The record is from the annotation of a GenBank genome assembly.